Heterobasidion irregulare TC 32-1 is the source of this 1985-nucleotide messenger RNA. RefSeq lists its product as uncharacterized. Gene Ontology annotation, cellular component: PeBoW complex; nucleolus. Gene Ontology annotation, biological process: ribosome biogenesis; maturation of LSU-rRNA from tricistronic rRNA transcript (SSU-rRNA, 5.8S rRNA, LSU-rRNA). The transcript has 5 exons. Lineage: Eukaryota; Fungi; Basidiomycota; Agaricomycetes; Russulales; Bondarzewiaceae. The record is from RefSeq and is a predicted model, not a curated record. Gene Ontology annotation, molecular function: RNA binding. The coding region runs from base 1 to 1896 and encodes 631 amino acids.
AUGGGUCGUUUAAGGCAAAAAGGUAAGGCUGGCGCUGCCAAGGCCUACAUCACUCGCUCCAUGGCGAUCAAAAAGCUGCAGUGUUCACUGGCAGACUUCAGGCGGUUAUGUAUUCUCAAAGGUAUCUUCCCGCGCGAACCUCGUCACAAGAAGCGUGCAAACAAGGGCUCGUCUGCGCCGACAUCAUUUUACUAUACAAAGGACAUUGCAUACCUGCAGCAUGAGCCUGUGCUGAAGAAACUUCGCGAGCAUAAGGCUUUCGCCAAACGUUUGGCUCGCGCCUUGGGAAGAGGGGAGUGGAGUAGUGCUAAAAGUCUCGAUGAUCAUAAGCCAGUUCACCGGCUAGACCAUAUCAUCAAGGAGAGGUACCCUACAUUCAUCGACGCUGUCCGAGAUAUCGACGAUGCACUUUGUAUGAUCUUUCUCUUCGCUUCUCUUCCUUCAAACUCCCGUGUCCCGCCCGCCCUCAUCGAAAAUUGCUCACGCCUUGCCGCGGAAUGGCAACUAUAUGUCAUGCACACUCAUUCGCUGCGAAGACUUUUCCUUUCAAUCAAGGGUGUGUAUUACCAGGCUGAAGUCAUGGACCAAACUGUCACCUGGCUAGUGCCAUACCAAUUCACCCAAAAUGUUCCUUCCGACGUCGACGUCCGUGUUAUGCUCACCUUCCUAGAGCUAUACCAGACAUUACUCGGCUUCGUCUUCUUUAAGCUGUAUACUGACGUCAGUCUCGUCUAUCCUCCGCCAUUGGAUGUUACAAAGGAGGAGGCCGCUGCAGGCGUAGGGGCCUUCAGCUUGCAGGACGCUACGCACAACGCUGUGCCUGCUCUUGCUCCAAAACAAAAGACUGUGGAGGUUGAUGGCAAGAAAAUCUCGAGCAAAGACGUACGACAGACGAUCAAGACAAUCUCUUCAACCCUCACAACAUCAGAUGGUGUUGACGUAGAAAUGCCCGUCGUCGAAUCGAUACAAGAAGCAGCUGACGAGGACUUUGUGUCCCGACCGUCUGCAUCGCAUCCUGACGACGCCACCCCCGCUCUGCCAACACUCCACACACUCUCCACACUGCCGCAAUCGCAACCAUCCAAACUCUUUGCACCAUUUGUCUUCUUCUUGUCCCGCGAGUCACCUCGUCCUAUUUUCGAAUUCAUCGUCCGUUCAUUUGGAGGAUCCAUCGGUUGGCCAGCAUCAUCCGGAGGGGGUUCACCGUACGACGAGACCAACGACUCGAUAACACAUGUCAUUAUUGAUCGGCCGAUUGUGGAGAGAUCAAACGAGACGGACGACGAGCGCGAACGUCGGCACCGACGCAAGUAUGUGCAGCCUCAGUGGGUCGUGGACUGCAUCAAUGCGGGGAAGAUUCUACUGGAGGAACCAUACGCACAGGGCAAGAUUUUGCCUCCUCAUCUGAGUCCUUUCGGCGAGCAGCAGGGUGCUUAUGAUCCUAUGGCUGUGGAUGGCGACAUGGAGGAGGACGCAAGCGAAACAGCGAGCGUAGUCGAAGAUGAGAAGCAGGAGGUGGAGGACAGCAACGAAGAGACAGCCAAGGAAGCGAAGGAGACGGCCGCCCUCAAGGUUGCGACGGCUGCAACCGAUGAUAUUGGUGCACUCCGUGCGGCGGAACUGGCGGCGGAAGCUGCCGGCGUGGACUACGGGAUGUUUGAGAAAGAGGUGGUCAAGUCACAGAAGAAGGCGAAAAAGGCACAGGCACUGGGAGCAGUCGAUGCUGAACAGGACAUGAACAAAAUGAUGAUGAGCAACAAACAGCGGAAGCUGUACGAGAAGAUGAAGUACAGCCAGAACAAACGUGCUGCGGAGAACGUGAAGCUCGCAGAGCGGAAAAAGUCCUUGCAAUCGGCCAAGAAACGAGAGGAAAAAUCCAAACAGUCUACAUCGUGAUUUCUCCUCGUGGAUUUGUCUACCUAUACACCCGUAUGACUGCAUGUGUACAUCUUCUCAGCCGCGUGGUAACCUAGUCGCUGCGUUCU